GUAGCUCGGUAGCUGUCACUUUGCUUGCUCUUUUUGAUCGCCGCCACAUGUCAUAGCAUUAGUUUUCUAAUUUUUCAUUAUAAAAACAUAAAAUAGCCUGAAAAUGAAACCUCUGAUGCUGCAAGGGCACGAACGUGCCAUUACCCAGAUUAAAUAUAACCGAGAGGGAGAUCUGCUAUUCUCGGUGGCGAAAGAUUCCAAGCCUAAUGUGUGGUGGUCUCUGAACGGAGAACGGUUGGGGACUUUCAAUGGCCACGGUGGAGUGGUCUGGUGCCUCGACGUUGAUUGGCAAACUAUCAACCUCAUCACUGGGGGCGGAGACAGUUCAUGCAGAUUAUGGGACUUAGAAACUGGAAAGAACAUUGCCACAAUCAAAUCAAAUUCAUCAGUAAGAACAGUGAACUUCAGCUUCAGUGCAUACCAAGCUGCCUACACCACUGACAAAGCCAUGGGGCACCCCUGUGAGGUGUUCAUUGUUGACACAAGGACGGUAGAUGAAUCUAUCUCAGGACAGGCACCGAUCCUCAAGUGGGAGAUCACAGACUCAAAGGUGACCUCAAUGGUGUGGGGCAAUCUGGAUGAGACCAUCAUCACCGGCCAUGAGGCUGGUGACAUCAUUCAGUGGGAUCUGAGGACGGGCAAGAAGAUCCACUCGAUCAAGGAGCACACGCACCAGAUCAACGACAUGCAGCUGUCGCGCGACGGCACCAUGUUCAUCACGGCCAGCAAGGACCAGACGGCCAAGCUCUUCGACACCAGCUCGCUCGAACUGCUCAAGGAGUACAAGACGGAGCGUCCCGUCAACUCGGCAGCCCUCAGCCCGAUCUUAGACCACGUGGUGCUGGGCGGAGGCCAAGACGCUAUGGACGUUACAACUACAUCCACCCGUCAAGGCAAGUUCGACGCAAGAUUCUUCCACCUGGUGUUUGAAGAGGAGUUCGGACGUGUCAAGGGGCACUUCGGGCCCAUUAACAGCUUGGCGUUCCACCCCGAUGGCAAGAGCUACGCGUCCGGCGGAGAGGACGGGUAUGUGCGCGUCCAGAGCUUCGACCAGUCCUACUUCGACUACACAUUCGACUACAACCGGGAGUGAAACUGAGCUGGACUAAGAAACGUAUUUUGGAAGUUAUUCCUUGAGUAUUUGUAACUAAAUAAAGAUGUCUUAUGAA
This is a messenger RNA of Plutella xylostella (diamondback moth), 1169 nucleotides long. RefSeq names its product Eukaryotic translation initiation factor 3 subunit I (gene eIF3i). NCBI's taxonomy places the organism in Eukaryota, Metazoa, Arthropoda, Insecta, Lepidoptera, Plutellidae. Gene Ontology annotation, molecular function: RNA binding; translation initiation factor activity; protein binding. Gene Ontology annotation, cellular component: cytoplasm; eukaryotic translation initiation factor 3 complex, eIF3m. Gene Ontology annotation, biological process: cytoplasmic translational initiation. The record is from RefSeq and is a predicted model, not a curated record.